Messenger RNA from Ipomoea nil (Japanese morning glory), 2648 nucleotides. Its product is annotated as prolyl endopeptidase-like. The coding region runs from base 65 to 2473 and encodes 802 amino acids. Gene Ontology annotation, cellular component: cytosol. The transcript is spliced from 12 exons. NCBI's taxonomy places the organism in Eukaryota, Viridiplantae, Streptophyta, Magnoliopsida, Solanales, Convolvulaceae. Gene Ontology annotation, biological process: proteolysis. The record is from RefSeq and is a predicted model, not a curated record. Gene Ontology annotation, molecular function: oligopeptidase activity; serine-type endopeptidase activity.
GAAAUGAUAACACUCCACACAACUCCCAUGGAGUAUUGCGUGAAAGCAAGUGUUAUAUGUAGGGAUGAAUACUGGUGGGCUUAAGACUGAAAUAAUCAACAAUUUUUCAUUCAGAAGAUUAACGAAAUCGAUUAGAAAACAACCUUUCAAUUUUCUCAGUUUCGGUCUUGCGUCAACCCAAUUCUUUACCCUCCUGCAUCGAAGAGCCCCGCGGCCGCUCACAACUUUACUACGCCCCGCUCCUUCUCCUCCCUCUGUUUCUCCGCCAAGAAGUAUGGGUUCUCUCACGGAGGCCUUUAUCGAGCCCCUCAAGUACCCAGUCGCUCGCCGUGACGAUUCCGUCGCCGAUAAUUACCAUGGCGUUCUCGUUCCCGACCCUUAUCGAUGGCUCGAAGACCCUGAUUCAGAGGAGACUAAGGAAUUUGUGGGGAGGCAAGUGGAGCUUACUGAUUCGGUACUCAAGAGCUGUGAUACUAGAGAGAAGCUAAUGGAAAAGCUUACCAAAUUGUAUGAUUACCCCAAGUACGAAGUUCCAUUCCUCGCCGGUGAUAAGUAUUUUUACUUCCAUAAUACUGGGCUUCAACCACAGAAAGUCCUUUACGUUCAGGAUAGUUUGGAUGGGAAAGCAGAAGUUUUGCUUGAUCCAAAUAGGUUAAGCGAUGAUGGGACAGUUGCACUGAGCGUAUGUGCUGUUAGCGAGGAUGCUAAGUACUUGGCAUAUGCGAUUAGUUCAAGUGGAAGUGAUUGGGUCACCAUCAAAGUUAUGCGGAUUGAAGAUAAGAAUGUUUUGCCAGAUACUAUUUCUUGGGUGAAGUUCUCAGGUAUUAGCUGGACCCAUGAUGGCAAAGGUUUUUUCUACAGCCGUUAUCCAACUCCCACGGAUGGAGAUAAUUUGGAUGCUGGGACGGAGACAAAUGCCAAUUUACACCAUCAGCUCUAUUAUCAUUUCUUGGGUACAGAUCAAUCUGAAGAUAUCUUGUGCUGGAAAGAUCCAGAUAACCCAAAACAUACACGUUCAGCUUUAGUAACCGAAGAUGGAAAGUAUGUACUUCAAUCUAUUUUUGAGAACUGCGAUCCUGUAAACAAAGUCUACUACUGUGACUUAUCUGCACUGCCAAACGGGCUUGAAUGCUAUAAAGGGACAAAUGAGAUGCUACCUUUUAUCAAGCUCAUCGAUACAUUUGAUGCCUCUUAUGAGUUCGUUGCCAAUGAUGACACUGUCUUCACUUUUCUUUCUAAUAAGGAUGCUCCAAAGUAUAAAUUAGUUAGGGUGGAUGUUAAAGAAUCUGGUUCUUGGUGUGAUGUGAUCCAAGAGGAUGAAAGAGAUGUGCUUGAAUCUGCAGUAGCUGUGAAUAAGAAUCAACUGGUUGUAAGUUAUUUGAGUGAUGUGAAAAAUGUUUUACAGUUGAGAAAUCUAGAUACAGGUAUCCUAGAGCACCAUUUGCCUAUUGAUAUUGGAACGGUGUCUGGAAUUUCUGCUCGCCGCAAAGACAGCAUAAUUUUUAUUGGCUUUACAAACUUCCUUGUCCCUGGGAUUAUCUAUCAGUGUAACCUUCAAGCUAGUGCUCCAGAAAUGAAAAUAUUCCGUGAAAUAGUUGUCCCUGGCUUUGAUCGGACACAAUUCCAUGUCAAUCAGGUUUUUGUGCCCAGUAAAGAUGGUACUCGAAUACCUAUGUUUAUAGUAGCCGGAAAAGAUAUAUCUUUGGAUGGAUCACACCCUUGUUUACUGUAUGGAUAUGGUGGAUUUAACAUAAACAUUACCCCAUACUUUUCUGUUCCCCGGCUAGUGAUUGCAAAGCAUUUAGGUGUUGUUUUCUGCAUAGCAAAUAUUCGUGGUGGAGGGGAAUACGGAGAAGAAUGGCAUAAAGCUGGUGCUCUUGCAAAAAAGCAAAACUGCUUUGAUGAUUUCAUUUCUGCUGCCGAGUAUCUUGUUAGCACUGGUUACACCCAACCUAGCAAGCUGUGCAUUGAAGGUGGAAGCAAUGGUGGGCUUCUAAUUGGGGCUUGCAUCAAUCAGAGACCUGAUCUUUUCGGCUGUGCUCUUGCACAUGUUGGUGUUAUGGAUAUGCUUAGGUUUCACAAGUUUACGAUUGGCCAUGCAUGGACAUCUGACUAUGGGUGUUCAGAGAAGGAGGAAGAAUUUCAUUGGCUGUUCAAGUACUCACCACUACAUAAUGUGAAAAGACCAUGGGAACAAACUUCCAGUAAAGCUUCUCAAUACCCAUCGACCAUGCUAUUGACAGCUGAUCAUGACGAUAGGGUUGUGCCAUUACACACAUUGAAAUUAUUGGCGACCAUGCAAUACGUGUUAUGUACAAGCCCGGAGAAAAGCCCCCAGGUUAACCCCAUUAUUGGUCGGAUAGAACGUAAAGCUGGACAUGGAGCUGGACUCCCAACGCAGAAAAUGAUUGAUGAAGCUGUAGACCGGUAUGCCUUCAUGGCUAAGGUGAUGGGUGCAACCUGGAUCGAGUAGAUGUAUGACCAAUAGAACAAGAACUAGUAAAACUUCUUUCACAAGUACUAAUUCUUCUAAAGAAUUGAGUUUAUAGCAGUUUCUUGAGGUGUUGAGGAGAGAUUAUGUUUUAAUUGUGAUUAGCUUCUCAUUUAUAUAUUUGGUUGGGGAAAACUGCCCCUUAAUUGCGCUUUAA